UACACGUGUUUAUGAUAAGGGUCGAUUUGGGGAUUUUAUCAAAACACGCAGGAACUGACGCAUAACUUUAUGGAUAAAGAUUAUGUUUUAUAUGUAAAUAUAAUAACCACUUUUUCACGGUAAGAAUAAAGUGAACAAAACUAUAAAUUUGCUUUUGUUGGUUGAAACAGUAGGUGAGCAGAUGUCUGUGUUAUUGUGCGCUUAAUGGUGUCUGUUUAAAACAUUUUUAUUAUUAUUUUAAAAUAAAUAAUGUGUUAGAUAAUUUUUGUUAGUUUAAAAACGUUCACAGUAAGACUGAUUGUUGCAGUUAAAUUACGGGUCCCAUAGACUCACUUUAUUUAUUCAAAAACACAACAUCAAAUGUUUAAGCCUCUACCUUUUUUUUUUUUUUUUAAAUCUUUCUCACUUCCAAACUGUAAUCAUUGUCACACCUAGUUAUGGCUCUGCUGGAAAAAAUUGAAGUUAAAACAGACCAAGAUACACAAGCCACAAUCACUGAUGAAGAGUUAAAUGACCCUAAACCUGAGGAAGAGGAGGAGGAGGAUGGUGGUGGUGGUGGUGGUGAUGAUGAUGAUGAUGAUGAAGAAGAAGCAGCAGAGCGUGAUAAAGAUGCUGACCAGGAAAUGAACUGUGAAAAUGGAGAUGAAACUCUAGAACUGGAGACUAAUAAAGAAGAUGGCCUUGAGAAGCCAAAGGGUAAGAAGUGUGUGCCAGGCGUAGUGUAUUUGGGGCACAUCCCUCCUAGAAUGAGACCAAAACAUGUGCGGAACAUGCUGAGUGUGUACGGAGAGAUUGGAAGGAUAUUCCUACAACCUGAAGAUCAUUGCAUUAAAAAUGAAAAAAAGGCAGGAAGUAAUUCAUCCAGUUUCACCGAGGGUUGGGUGGAGUUCCGAGACAAGCGCAUCGCUAAGAGAGUCGCGGCCAGUCUGCACAACACACCCAUGGCCAACAGGAAAAGGAGCCAUUUCAGUAGUGACCUGUGGUCCAUAAAGUAUCUGCACAGGUUCCAGUGGUGUCAUCUCAGCGAGCGAUUGGCUUAUGAGCAGACCGUCUAUCACCAGCGUAUGAGGACAGAAAUCUUCCAGGCAAAGAGGGAGACGAACUUCUACCUGGCUAGUGUGGAGAAGAGCCAGAACAUGGCGAAACUCAAGAAGAAGAGGGAGAAGAAGGGCGAGGUUGUGGAGGAGAAGACCUGGGACUUCAAACAGCGUCCUACAGAAGAAGAGAUCCAGAUGAAACGGUUGAAGAGUAAAGGGUUAUCCAAGAAAAGUCUCCAGAAGGCUCAAGAGAAGAGCAAAGCCAUCCAGGAUAAAGCUCAUUCGAAUGUUUCCCUGUUGGCUAAGAUCUUCAACAGUGGCAGGGCCCAGAACUGAUGAGAUGAGAAGAUUUAAAGGGAUUGUUCUGUCUUUUUUUUCUUCUGCUGAAUAACACAAAAGCAAAUAUUUUGAAAAAUGUCCUGGCUUUUUUUUUUUUUUUUUCGUACAAUUAAAGUGAAUGAGGAUUGUGCUUACAUUUCGGUCCGUUCCUCACACAAAGCCAUCAUUUGGCUUCGGAAGACAUGGAAUAUAGUGCAAAGGUUGUAUGAGCUACUUUUAUUGUUGUUUUUUUUGUUUUGUUUUUUGAGCUUUGACAGCCCCUGGUCGUUGUAUGCUUUUGUUGUAUGGGUUUUAAUAUUUUCAGAGAAAUACACUAUCA
Messenger RNA from Myxocyprinus asiaticus (Chinese sucker), 1695 nucleotides. Its product is annotated as activator of basal transcription 1-like. Gene Ontology annotation, cellular component: nucleolus. The record is from RefSeq and is a predicted model, not a curated record. Gene Ontology annotation, molecular function: RNA binding. Lineage: Eukaryota; Metazoa; Chordata; Actinopteri; Cypriniformes; Catostomidae. Gene Ontology annotation, biological process: small-subunit processome assembly; endonucleolytic cleavage in ITS1 to separate SSU-rRNA from 5.8S rRNA and LSU-rRNA from tricistronic rRNA transcript (SSU-rRNA, 5.8S rRNA, LSU-rRNA); endonucleolytic cleavage in 5'-ETS of tricistronic rRNA transcript (SSU-rRNA, 5.8S rRNA, LSU-rRNA).